AUGAAGAGUAUAGAAUACAGUGAAAUAGUCAACGAUCAUUUAGAAUCAAUCACAGAAGAGGAAGUUGCGAAACAAUGGCACUACGUGCCAUUUACACUCACACUAUCAUCACCACCUAGAGAUAAAGAGGAUAAUGAACGUAACUCAGCUGGACGUAGUUCAUAUACUUUGCCCGAACAGAAUCCCGAUGGAUCGAAAGCUCCCCAAACAAUCGUAUCAAAAAAUAAAUCUCGUAAAAGACCUCAGUUCCAGCAUGAUCCGCAUGUUCCGACACCGGUCUCGCAGGUAGAUAUGACAAAAGCCGAAUCAUUAUUACGCGUUUGGGGAAUGUUUACUAAAGCGAUACGACCACCAUAA
Ambispora gerdemannii is the source of this 357-nucleotide messenger RNA. NCBI's taxonomy places the organism in Eukaryota, Fungi, Glomeromycota, Glomeromycetes, Archaeosporales, Ambisporaceae. The record is from the annotation of a GenBank genome assembly.